UCUCUCUCUCUCUCUCUCUCUCUCUCUCUCACAGAGUUAGCCAUGAUGCCCAGAAAUGCUAUUGCUACGUUAGUGAAACUGUUGAUGGGAUUUCUGUGCAUAACUGUAUUUCAUUUCAAUUACGGAGAAAGCUCAUACCCAGGUGAUGCAGGUACUCAUGGCAGCACUUAUUACCAGGACCCAAUAAGGCGCAUGGCUUUGAUGAAGGCUUCAUUACAUAACCUCCGCACUGUUGCCGUCUCUAGUCCUCAAGGAUCAUCAUCAUCACGUGUUCAUCACGCGACUGAGUAUGGUGCUGACCCGACCGGAAUAUCGGACAGCACCGAAGCACUCCAGCAAGCUAUUUCUGAUGCCUUCAUAUCUCGUAUUGAAGGGGCACACUUGAUGGAGGGUAUUGCUGAUCUUGGAGGCACUCAGCUUCAUCUUGAUGGAGGGACAUACAAGAUCAGCCGUCCGUUGCGUUUACCAGAUACCACCGGUGCAGGAAACUUUAUGAUAUAUGGUGGAUCCCUUCUCGCAUCCGACAAUUUUCCGAACGACCGCCAUCUGAUCGAGUUGUGGUCAGAGUCAAACUCUUUCAAGUACGAGGACAUUACGCUCAAGGACCUUAUGAUAAACUCAAAUUUCAGAGGUGGUGGAAUUGCAAUUAUUAAUUCACUAAGGACUACUAUAGAUAAUUGCUACAUAUCAAGUUUCACUAGCAAUGGCAUACUAAUCCACGGUGGCCAUGAAACAUUUGUUAGAAACUCCUUCAUCGGCCAACACAGCAACGUUGGCGGUGACCAUCGUGAAAAGCAUUUUUCCGGCAUUGGAAUUGACAUUAACGGGAAUGACAAUGCAGUUACCGAUGUGAUUAUUUUCUCGGCAGCGGUCGGCAUAAUGGUACGAGGACAAGCCAAUAUUCUCACCGGGGUGCAUUGUUAUAACAAGGCCACCGGAUGGGGUGGGAUUGGAAUUCAUAUUCGGUCACCCGGGUUGACCCAAACCCGGAUUUUGAAUUCCUAUUUUGAUUUCACGGGGAUCGUGGCCGAGGACCCCGUCCAGCUCCAUAUAUCCGGAUCAUUCUUCUUAGGCAAUGCCUUUGUUUUGAUAAAAUCCUUGAAGGGUGUGAUUUCUGGGCUAACCAUUGUCGACAAUAUGUUCGCAGGUGAUUAUACUGGUACGCAAAUAGUCCAAUUUGAUCAAUCAAAUGGACAAUAUUUCACCACUAUUGAUCAAGUUGUGGUAGAUCGAAAUGUAGUACGUGGUAUGAUCCUUAAAUCGACGGUGGCUAAGGGGUCAAAGUGGAGUAACGGGACAAAGUGGACAGUUGAUUUCUCAGAAGUCCUCCUUUUCCCCGACCUGAUACAAAAUGUCCAAUACACAUUGCAGGCAAGUGCAUCAUUUCCAAACCAUAUUCUACGGAAUGUGAGUCACAACCGUGUCACGGUAGAAACAGAUGUGCCUGUAUCAGCGACGUUGCAUGUAUUAGUGGAUCAAAGCAUGCUUGGCUAUGUAUUAUAGUGGAACAGAGAUAGUUAGUCAUAUAUCAACAACUGAUAGUCAUUAGCAUUGAAGCACAGUUCUUAUUAAAGUAUACGAACGAAUACUGCAUGUAUACAUAUAUAGCAUAGACAUACAUUUUUAUUUUCUAAA
Molecule: messenger RNA, 1635 nt
Organism: Rosa chinensis
Lineage: Eukaryota; Viridiplantae; Streptophyta; Magnoliopsida; Rosales; Rosaceae
Product: polygalacturonase QRT3
Exons: 1
Coding region: 43-1503 (486 amino acids)
Molecular function (GO): polygalacturonase activity
Source: RefSeq, a predicted model, not a curated record